Eutrema salsugineum is the source of this 2250-nucleotide messenger RNA. RefSeq lists its product as uncharacterized. The record is from RefSeq and is a predicted model, not a curated record. Gene Ontology annotation, molecular function: zinc ion binding. NCBI's taxonomy places the organism in Eukaryota, Viridiplantae, Streptophyta, Magnoliopsida, Brassicales, Brassicaceae. Bases 1 to 2250 code for a protein of 749 amino acids. The transcript is spliced from 6 exons.
AUGGAGGCGAGGGAUGAGAUUCUGGUGAAGAUAAACAAGAAGAAGUUGAUGGUGAAGAUAAACAAGAAAAAGCUGAUGGUGAAUAUAAACAACAAGAAGCUGAUGGUGAAGAAUCUAGUAGUGAAGAUUCUGAUGGUGGUGAUUAACCAGAUGAAGCAGUCGAUAGUGGUGGCUUUUAUGGAGGAAAUCCGACAGCAAGAAAUGCGUUCUGGGAAUACUGAGGUUGCAGUAGAGGUAAAUAAUGCUGACAUGAAUGGUACUGAUGGUGAAGCUGUGGCUGUAGAUACAAAUGAAGAAUGGGAAACUUUCAACCAUGAGGAAACAGUCAGAUCAAGAAAGACAUAUUCGAAAGAGAAGCCUCCCUAUCUGUGGUUAAUGCAAACGUUUAAUAAUGGAGAAGAGUUCAAAGAUCAGCUUCUGCGGUAUGUCUUGAAAACAAACUAUGAUGUGAUAUUGGAUAAAUGGGAGCGUAAUAGGCUUGCAGCUAUUUGCACGAAUGAGAAGUGUGAUUGGAGAAUUUACUGCUCUUUUGAGAAGCCUAAACAUAAGUGGAUGGUGAAGACUUAUGUUGAUAAGCACAACCACGGCAAAAAUUCGAAAGCUAGAAUGUUGAAGCAAGGAGUUGUAGGAAGUUUUGAAGUGGUUUGCCAGAAAGCACGAAGAAUUGCUUUGAAUUUCGUGAUAGAAACUCAGCAGGAUCAGUUUGCAAUGCUCUGGGAUUAUCAGAAAGAACUCCAUCGGUCUAAUGAAAGGAUACAUGCAGAGAUUACCACCAUUCCUCUACAUGACGGUAAGCAAAGGUUUGAUAAGUUUUAUGUAUGCUUUGAGCCGCUUAGAGAGACAUGGAAAAGGGUUUGCCGGCCUAUUAUUGGUCUCGAUGGAGCAUUUCUGAAAUGGGAAUUGAAAAGAGAGAUUUUGGCAGCUGUUGGAAAGGAUGCGGAUAAUAGGAUCUAUCCCAUAGCCUGGGCUAUAGUUAAAGUGGAGGAUAAUGAAUUAUGGAGUUGGUUUGUUGAUAAGUUGAAGGAUGAUUUGGAUUUAGGUUUCGGCAAUGGGUUUACCAUUAUCUCGGACAUGCAAAAAAGGUUGAUUAAUGCUGUGUCAGAUGUCUUACCUAAUGCAGAGCACCGCCAUUGUGCUAGACAUAUUUCUGCGAACUGGAAGAAAGUGUAUGGUGAGUAUGAGCAUGAGCAGUAUUUUUGGCCAAUUGUAUUUAGUGGGUCUGAAGGAGAUUAUCGGUACAACAUGGCCGCUUUGGAGAAGUACGAUAAAUUUUCACAUGAAGACUUGAAAAAAACAGAACCGAAGACUUGGUGUAGAGCUUUCUUUAGUAGUCAUGCUGCUUGUGAGGAUGUUUGCAACAACUUAUCAGAGAGCUUCAACAGAACAAUCAAAGAUGCAAGGAAGAUGCCUGUGAUUGACAUGCUAGAGGAAAUAAGGAGGCAGACCAUGAAGCGGAUAUCAAAAAGGGGUGAGAAAGCAAGGAAGUGUAUAACAAGGUUUGCACCACAUGCAAUGGAGAUAUUUGAGGCAAACUGUAAGAUGAGUAAGUUAUGCUCGGUGAUAAAAAGUGGUGAGAACUUGUUUGAGGUUGUCGAAGGCCGUGGAAGCUUCACUGUGAAUCUCUUAUAUAGGCAUUGUGCUUCUAACCAGUGGAACAUCACAAGAAUACCUUGUCCUCAUGCCAUUCACGUGAUAACUGAAAACAACCAUGAUCCAGAAGACUACAUAGAUAAAUACUUCUUGACAACUAAUUGGAUAGCAACCUACAUGGACAACACCGCACCAGUGAAUGGAGAUAGGUUGUGGGAGAGGACAGGAAAAGAACCUAUCCAAAUACCAGACAAAAGGAAAUCAAGAGAGCGUCCAAAGAAGUAUGCUAGGAUAUUGGAGGCACAUAAGUCAUCAUCUCAGCCUCAUAAAGUCAUUCGGCAUGGAAGAACGAAUGAUGAUCCAUGGAGUAUCCAGAAUGCACCUAAAAGGUAUAAAGCAGCUCAAAGUCAGUCAACACCAACUGUUUCUGCAAGCCAAUCUACUCCAAAUGAUCCAUCUGCAACCGCUCCACCUGCAGUUGCUGGUCCAAGUGCACCAAAACGAGGCAGUGGUCAUCCUCGGGGUAGUCGUAACAAGGUUCAUGACAAUGGUGGUGGCAGAGGUCGUGGAUCCCAGCCUCCUUCUCCUAGACCCCCAAUCUGUUUUAUGUCUCCUUGGAAUAACCAAGUAUUCGAUGUAUGGCACCCUGACAACCCUUAG